Molecule: messenger RNA, 147 nt
Organism: Peronospora matthiolae
Lineage: Eukaryota; Oomycota; Peronosporomycetes; Peronosporales; Peronosporaceae
Source: the annotation of a GenBank genome assembly
AUGAGUGUAGUGGCCCUAGCACCGCAACACGUCCAAAGACAGGACUUGAUGACGGCCGUUGGCGGAGGAAAGGUCCAAGGCGCGUGUCCGACCAUGUCGCUAAGCCGGGACAGCAAGUCGGACCGCCAAAACGGACAGGGUCAGUAG